Glycine soja is the source of this 2464-nucleotide messenger RNA. Its product is annotated as ATPase family AAA domain-containing protein 3-like. The record is from RefSeq and is a predicted model, not a curated record. Gene Ontology annotation, cellular component: mitochondrion. The transcript has 8 exons. The coding region runs from base 151 to 2046 and encodes 631 amino acids. Gene Ontology annotation, biological process: mitochondrion organization. NCBI's taxonomy places the organism in Eukaryota, Viridiplantae, Streptophyta, Magnoliopsida, Fabales, Fabaceae. Gene Ontology annotation, molecular function: zinc ion binding; ATP binding; ATP hydrolysis activity.
AAACGGCAGUCGUUUAAGCGUUUGAAUUGCUCUCCACGCAACGCAGUGCUUUCCUCAACCUUUCCAUUCCCGUUUAAACCCUAGCAGAGGGUUUUAGCUCGCGCCACACGAAGCUUCUCCAUGAUCCAUUUCGAAGGCGCAUUCUAAGCCAUGGCUGCUUCAAAGUUAACCUCAUGCGUGGCGGUAACUUCCGCCGCGGUGGUUUCCAUGUCCGCCUUCUCCGAUCGUGCCUACGCCGAUUCUUACUUCCGACUCCCUUUCUUCUCCUCUAAACCUUCCAAUGAACCCUCGCCGCCGAACCAGACCUCCGACUCCAAGUCCGAGCCUCCGCCGCCCGAUGAACCUAACAAAUCGGGUGGCUUCGACCCGGAAUCCUUAGAAAGAGGAGCCAAAGCACUCCGUGAAAUCAAUAGUUCUCCCUACUCCAAGCAGCUGUUCGAUUUAAUGCGAAAACAGGAGGAAACUCGCCUCGCUGAAUUAGAUGCUGAGAAAGUUCAUUACGAACUUAUUCAAUCUCAAGGAGAUAUUGAAAGGCAGCGUAAAAUGGCUGAAGAACAGCGCAAUCUAAUACAAGACCAAGCCCAGAGACAGGCCCAGGUGUUGCGAUAUGAAGAUGAGUUGGCAAGGAAAAGAAUGCAGACAGAUCAUGAAGCCCAAAGGCAACAUAAUGUUGAAUUGGUCAAGAUGCAAGAGCAGUCUUCUUUCAGAAAGGAGCAGGCAAGACAGGCUACUGAAGAACAGAUUCAAUCUCAGCAGCGUCAGACUGAGAGAGAGAGAGCUGAAAUUGAAAGAGAAACUAUUAGAGUUAAGGCAAUGGCGGAGGCUGAAGGCCGAGCCCAUGAAGCAAAAUUGACCGAGGAUCAUAACAGGAGAAUGCUUAUAGAACGAAUGCAAGGUGAAAGAGAUAAAUGGCUUGCUGCAAUUAACACAACCUUUAGUCAUAUUGAAGGUGGUCUAAGGGCCUUAUUGACUGAUAGGGACAAAUUGCUUAUGACUGUUGGAGGAGCUACUGCACUAGCUGCAGGAAUAUAUACGACUAGAGAAGGUAGUAAAGUCACCUGGGGCUAUAUUAAUCGGAUUUUGGGGCAGCCAUCGCUGAUCCGGGAGUCAUCUAUGGCAAAGUUUCCUGGGUCAGAGAUCAUUUCUCAAGCCAAAAACAAAGUGCUGUGUAAUAGUACUUUGGCUGGGGCAGAAAAGCCUAUUGGGAGUAAAAAUGGUCUUGGAAAUGUAAUCCUUCAUCCAUCAUUGCAGAGAAGAAUAGAGCAUCUUGCACGUGCAACAUCAAAUACCAAAUCCCAUCAGGCACCAUUUCGUAACAUGCUUUUUUAUGGGCCUCCUGGCACUGGUAAAACGAUGGUUGCAAAGGAAUUAGCUAGAAGAUCGGGUUUGCAUUAUGCCAUGAUGACUGGAGGAGAUGUUGCACCUCUUGGCGCACAGGCUGUUACCAAAAUUCAUGAUAUAUUUGAUUGGGCCAAGAAAUCAAGAAAAGGCCUAUUGCUUUUUAUUGAUGAGGCGGAUGCUUUCCUUUGCGAGCGUAACAGCUCCCACAUGAGUGAAGCUCAACGAAGUGCUCUAAAUGCAUUGCUCUUCAGAACUGGUGAUCAGUCUAGAGACAUAGUACUUGUCCUGGCGACAAACAGGCCUGGUGAUCUUGAUAGUGCAGUUACUGAUCGCAUUGAUGAAGUAAUUGAAUUCCCACUUCCAGGAGAGGAAGAGCGUCUAAAGUUGUUGAAGCUCUAUUUGAACAAAUAUUUAUGUGAUGACAAUAAUGGCUCCAAGGGGGGUUUCUUCCUGAAGAAGCAACCUCAGAAGAUUACCAUAAAAGAUUUAUCUGAAGAUGUUUUCAGAGAGGCUGCCAAGAAAACAGAGGGAUUUUCUGGCCGCGAGAUCGCCAAACUCAUGGCCAGCGUCCAAGCUGCUGUUUAUGGGCGCCCAGACUGCAUCUUGGAUGCCCAGUUGUUUAGAGAAAUUGUAGAUUACAAGGUCGUGGAACAUCAUCAACGAUUAAAACUAGCAGCUGAAGGUGGCCAGCCUUGCCAAAUAUAAAUUUGAGCAUUUUAUUUGCAUCCCCAUUUUGACCUGCUAUGUUAGUGUUUUUGUCAUGUUAUUUGGGCCAUGUGGCCGAUGAGGCAGAUUCGUUGAAAAAGCUACACCUAGAUGCAUUUUGUGAGCCAAAUUUGCAGGAUACUUCGGCUUUAUUAAUUAUUACUUUGUUAGGAAUAUAGGAGGAGGGGCUUUAGCCUUUAAUUACUUGGAAGCAGCAUAUCAGAACCUUUUCACCUCAUCCUAUAGAGCAAGAAGCCAGGUUUUUGAGAGCAUAGAAGUCAAAUUACAUUUAUUAAUAAAUUUAUAGAAUAUGCUCAAAGUUGUAAUUUUUUUUAUUUUUUUUUGCGAAUUUUAUUUCUUCUAAAUUCCAAUGAAGAUUCUACCAAAUUUGAAUAUGCUAAAUAUUUUUUUUCUUAAA